AUGUACGGCCUCUAUCUACGACGUCCCUUCUGGGACACGGUGCUCCCGUUGAUUCAGGGCAACCGCCGCGAGCGCCAGCUCCAGCGCAAGCAGGGUGGUCUGCUCCCCGAGGACUACGAGCGUGUCCAGCGCGACCAGCGUCGUGACGAGAUGAUGGCGUCUCAGUCCUCUACGGGUGAUAUGCUGAUGGAAGACUCGUAUGAUGCGCCCGAGUUCCAGGCCGAGGAGAGGCAGCGCCAGGCGAGCGAUGCCAAGCGGCAAAAGCGCCUCCUGCGCAAGCGCUGGGGCGGUCUGACUGAGCCGAAUGGAGUCGAAAAGGCUGAACACAAGUACAGUACGGCGGUCUUCCGCAUAAGCCCCCGCAAGCUCAACCUGCUCGCGAACCAGAUUGCCGGUAAGCCGAUCGACUUUGCGAUCUUGCAGAUGCAGUUUAGUGCGAAGCGCGCUGCACGCCGUAUCAAAGCGACUCUUGCCAUGGCCCGUGACCAUGCGGAGGCCAAGGGCAUGGACCCAGCCACGCUUAUUGUGUCGGAGGCUUGGGUUACCAAGGGUGACUACCUGGCGCGCCUGGAUAUCAAAGGCCGCGCGCGCAUGGGCAUCAUGCAUCACCCGCAGGCCCGCAUGAACGUGGUCCUGCGGCCCGGCAAGACGCACGAGGAGCGCGAAAAGGAGGCGUUCGAAAAGGCUCGCCGCCAAGUGCGCCGUCUUGGUGGCGGCGGCGUCGUGCGUGGCAACCCCAAAAUUGUGAAUGGUUUCCAGCGUCCCGGCUGGGCUUGGUAG
Malassezia sympodialis ATCC 42132 is the source of this 780-nucleotide messenger RNA. RefSeq lists its product as uncharacterized. Gene Ontology annotation, cellular component: ribosome; mitochondrial large ribosomal subunit. The record is from RefSeq and is a predicted model, not a curated record. The coding region runs from base 1 to 780 and encodes 259 amino acids. NCBI's taxonomy places the organism in Eukaryota, Fungi, Basidiomycota, Malasseziomycetes, Malasseziales, Malasseziaceae. The transcript is spliced from 2 exons. Gene Ontology annotation, molecular function: structural constituent of ribosome. Gene Ontology annotation, biological process: translation.